AUGUCGUCCGCCUUCCUUCCAUCGUUGUCGGCUUGCUGCUCGUUCACCGCAAUUCCACCGCCUAUGGCAAUUUGGGGCAGCGGUAAAGUGACGUCCAUGACGCUCACUAACACUGUCCGCAAUAUGGCACGCUACACACGGAUCAAUAUCCAUUGCCAUCCCGAUGAGGAUCAGGAGAAAGUCAAAGCUCUCAGACUGCUCACCGGCUUCGUCAUUCAUGUCAAGCGACAUUUCUGCCCUGCGAAUUUCUCCAAGAGACCAGCAAGCUUGGGGCUGUCAUUGGCAAUCGAGCUUCGCGUCUCCACCUGGCAGCCGUCCCACUUCUACGGACGAAAGGAUGAAUGUCUCUAG
This is a messenger RNA of Mixia osmundae IAM 14324, 351 nucleotides long. RefSeq lists its product as uncharacterized. NCBI's taxonomy places the organism in Eukaryota, Fungi, Basidiomycota, Mixiomycetes, Mixiales, Mixiaceae. The coding region runs from base 1 to 351 and encodes 116 amino acids. The record is from RefSeq and is a predicted model, not a curated record. The transcript has 5 exons.